Molecule: messenger RNA, 306 nt
Organism: Staurois parvus
Lineage: Eukaryota; Metazoa; Chordata; Amphibia; Anura; Ranidae
Source: the annotation of a GenBank genome assembly
AUGAACCUGGUCCGUAUUACACCUCUUAUUUUCCUGGGAAUAUUCCUAUGUUCUCAUAUAGGCAAUGGUCUGGGCGAUAAGGUUUUUCACAAGAGUACCUGUAUCCAAUUGCAACAGGAGAAAGUUCAGGUUAAGCAGCUGAAGAGUUACACCAAACAAACCAUUCCAAGGGAAGCAAUUUUGUUUAUAACAAGAAAAGGUAAAGAGUUAUGUGCAGAUCCCAGCAUGCCUUGGGUCAUAAAAGCUGUUGCUGCCAUUGAUAGAAGAGCUAAAAAACAACUAAACAGCAAGAAAGCAACCAACAUG